Molecule: messenger RNA, 915 nt
Organism: Drosophila grimshawi
Lineage: Eukaryota; Metazoa; Arthropoda; Insecta; Diptera; Drosophilidae
Exons: 1
Coding region: 79-783 (234 amino acids)
Molecular function (GO): protein binding
Source: RefSeq, a predicted model, not a curated record
AUUAUUUCUACGCUGAGUGUCAGGCCAACUCAAGCGGAUUUAGUUCAGUUCAGCUCAGUUGCAAUUGGUAUUUUCAAAAUGCGCAAAUUGCAGAUUCAAGUGAUGACCCGCGACGGUCAAAAGAACAUCUAUGAGACGGAUCGCUUGCAGAAUGUGGCUGACUUGAAGAAGCACAUUGGCCGCAACAUGAACGUGCCGAUGGGAUUCAGUAAGCUGACAUAUAAGGGCCGAUUGCUCACCAACGACUGCAUCCUCGAGGAUGAGGGGGUGAAGAGCAUGUCUACCCUGGAGUUAUGCUGGCAGCCGUUGGUUCUGACGCCCCAGCAGUAUAGCCAGAAGGAGCUGGAGCUGGACAUGCUGGAACAGACAGGCAAGAAGAAUGGCCACGACCGCAUACCCAGUGGUGUCCGUUGCGAACGUGACCAUGUGCGGGUCAAGCCGUCGCUUUGCUUGGGUGAGGUCAAUCUAACCAAUAGCACCUUGGGUCAGCAGUCGGACAGGCAGAAAGACGAGGAAUGCAUACCGGUUGAUCUCAGCUCAUCAUCCUCAGAUGAGGUGGACUUCCCGACCUAUUGGUGCUGCACCAAGAGUGCCGUGAAGCAAAGUGGCAAGACCCUUGAUAUUAAUGCGCUGCAGUGCGUCGACGCCGAUGCUGAUGUCGGUGUCGAUGCGAAUCAAAGAGAGGAUGUUCAAAAACUGAAUGAUUGUUGCAUCUGUGACCCGAAUAAUUCGGGCAACUUGCCCAGAAAUGCUGAUUUGAUGCAUGAUAUAUUUUUAUUUUAAUUUUUUGUUUUGAUUCGAAUCACAAAAUUGCAUUCUGUAAUCUGCAAAAUUAAGUAAUUAAAGGAAUUGCAUUUCUUUUCAAUGAAUUCCAAAUUCUCGUUAUGCCCAUAAUAAAUAUUAACCCGAUAUAUA